Molecule: messenger RNA, 3012 nt
Organism: Ipomoea nil (Japanese morning glory)
Lineage: Eukaryota; Viridiplantae; Streptophyta; Magnoliopsida; Solanales; Convolvulaceae
Exons: 3
Coding region: 1-3012 (1003 amino acids)
Biological process (GO): DNA integration
Molecular function (GO): RNA-DNA hybrid ribonuclease activity; zinc ion binding; nucleic acid binding
Source: RefSeq, a predicted model, not a curated record
AUGAAAAAAGGCAUCCCAUUCAUAUGGGAUGAGGCAUGCAAGAACGCAUUUGAGAGUAUCAAGUCAUACUUGAUGAAGCCGCCUGUGUUAACUGCUCCUGUUCACGGUCGCCCGCUGAUCCUUUAUAUCUCCGCCCAGGAUUGUUCUGUAGGCGCCUUGCUUGCUCAGGAAAACGACAAGGGGAAGGAGAAUGCUCUCUACUAUCUUAGUAGAAUGAUGACCCUGAACGAGUUAAAGUACUCCCCAAUUGAAAAGCUAUGUUUGGCACUUGUGUUCGCCAUCAAAAAACUUAAGCACUACUUCGAGGCUCAUACAAUCCGGCUUGUUUCCAAAGCGAACCCGGUGAAGUAUGUUAUGGCGAAGGUCGUGCUCUCUGACCGCCUUGCAAGGUGGUACUUAUUGUUCCAACAAUUUGAAAUCAUCUAUGUGCCGCAGAAGUCUGUCAAGGGGCAAGCCUUAGCCGAUUUCUUAGCAGACCAUCCAAUACCUGCUGAAUGGGAGUUGUCUGACGAUUUGCCUGAUGAAGAUGUGCUUGUCAUUGAAGUCCUACCCCCAUGGAAAAUGUACUUUGAUGGAGCUUCACAUAGAGAAGGGGCAGGUGCUGGAGUUGUCUUCGUCACUCCAGAAGGCGAGGUGUUGCCAUAUUCAUUCACCUUGACCGAGCAAUGUUCAAACAACGUUGCUGAGUAUCAAGCAUUGAUACUUGGGCUCGAGAUAGCGGCUGACAUGAAGCAACUGAGAAUUAACAUUUAUGGAGAUUCAAAGUUGAUCAUAAACCAAGUGUUGGGUCUAUAUGAAGUGAAAAAGGCGGAGUUAGUCCCAUAUAACAACUAUGCAAAGAUACUCAUGCAAUGGUUAGGGGACGUCACAAUUGAACAUGUACCGAGGAAAGAAAACAAGCAAGCUGACGCCUUAGCCGCAUUGGCUUCAACUAUUGCUCAUCCUGCAGCCCGAAUACAAGUAUGUCAAAGGUGGGUGGUUCCACCAAUCUUUAAUGAAGACGGCUCAGUUGAUGAAACUGUUGAACUCCCUACUGCCUCAGUGUAUGAUAUAGGCAAAGACGACUGGAGGCAACCAUUAAUUGACUACCUCACUGAUGGAAAGUUACCUGAAGAUCCCCGUAAAAGGGUGGAUAUAAAACGUCGAACUCCUCGCUUCAUCUACUAUAAAGAAACAUUGUAUCGUCGUUCCUUUGAUGGAAUAUUUCUCCGAUGUCUAGGGGAAGAGGAAGCUUUACAAGCUAUGCAAGAAGCUCAUUCUGGGGUUUGCGGUGCACAUCAAUCCGGUCCCAAGUUGCAUUUCCACAUUAAGCGAAUGGGAUAUUAUUGGCCUACAAUGGUAAAGGAUUGCAUAGACUAUGCUCGAAGGUGCCAAGCUUGUCAAUAUCAUGCAAACUUUAUUCAUCAGCCACCAGAACCUCUACACCCAACAGUUGCAUCUUGGCCAUUUGAUGCUUGGGGACUUGAUGUGGUUGGCCCAAUUACGCCUAAGUCAUCUGCAGGGCAUGCCUACAUAUUAGCUGCCACCGAUUACUUUUCAAAGUGGGCGGAAGCCGUGGCAUUGAAGGAGGUGAAGAAAGAAAAUGUUGCAGACUUUCUCCGUGUCCACAUCGUCUAUCGAUUUGGUAUCCCGCGAUAUAUCUUAACAGAUAACGGGAAGCCAUUUGACAACAAGUUGAUGGACAAGAUCUGCAAGCUUUUUGACUUUAAGCAGCGAAACUCAUCAGCUUACUAUGCAGCUGCAAAUGGGCUUGCUGAAGCUUUUAACAAAACCCUAUGCAAUUUGUUGAAGAAAGUGGUCUCAAAAUCGAAAAGGGACUGGCAUGACAGAAUGGAAGAAGCUUUGUGGGCGUAUAGAACCACAUAUCGCACACCUACUCAAAGCACUCCAUAUUCUUUGGUGUAUGGUGUGGAAGCGGUCUUGCCUCUAGAGCGCCAAAUACCUUCCUUAAGGUUGGCUAUACAGGAGGGUCUUACUGACGAAGAGAAUGCUAAGCUACGCUUGGCUGAGUUAGAAGCCUUGGAUGAAAAACGUCUGCAAGCGCAAGAAAGCUUGGAGUGCUAUCAAGCUCGUAUGUCUAGAGCUUUUAACAAAAGGGUAAGGACCCGUUCCUUUCAAAUUGGGGACAAGGUCCUAGCUGUUCGCAGGCCCAUCAUUGUCACGAGAAAAACAGGCCACAAGUUCACUUCAAGGUGGGAUGGUCCCUACGUGAUUCUAGAAGUUUACACCAGUGGGGCUUACAAGCUGAUUAGUGAAGAUGGUUUGAAGAUCGGUCCAAUCAAUGGAAGAACUCAAGAUGGCACCACCGAGACGUCGUGCAAGGACUUCAGAAACGCCUACCAACGAACAGCUAGCUUGAAACCUGCAUCAGCUGACUCGGGUUACUCAAACGCUGAGCAACGCCCUCCUCAACAACAAUCACCAACAGUAUGGGAACCGGGACGUAGCACACCAAGUGUCGGGUCACUGUCCCCUAGUCUUCGCCGGGGAAGAGGAUCCUACAGUGUUAAAAGAGUGGAUCCGAACGUUCGACAAGAUCUUCAAGACUCUGCCAGACUCAACUCUGAGGCUAGGAAAGCCUUGACUGUGUCGAAGCCUAAGAUUCUCAACAAGGCCUAUCUCUGUGCAGCCAACCUCUAUCGUGUGCAGCAAGUUCAGAAAGGAAUCCGGGAUAACCGAAAAAUGAGUUUUGAAAGAAGUGAUGCACCUGUGGUUAGGAGUUUGAUCGUUACCGGUACUGAAUCAGCAAGGAGUUUCCAAAGAAAUGACCUUAAUGGUGGUAAGACUCCCCAACCCACCCGAAGCAACAAGACUAAGGGAAGGCACUACGUUUGCAAGAAGUGUGGAAGUGACCACCCCGGCUUGGAUUGCCAUAGGAAGCCGGCAGUGUGCUUUGCUUGUGGCAAGAAGGGUCAUCGGUCCUUUGAGUGCAUGGUUAAGGAGAAGACAUCAUCAAAGUCAAAUCCAACUGGUAGUGUGAGAUCCCAGCCGGGAAAUAAGUUUCGAAUUUGA